AUGCGCUCGCUUUCCCGGAGACUUUCUAUCCGGAAUGAUGUAAACCACCGUGGCGUGAGCAGUGUUACUGUUGAGAACCCUCAAAAAGACCUACACGAAAUCACACCCCCAUCAAAAGAAUCUGAUUCUGAGCAAAAUGCACAACGGGAAGAUGCCGAGUUUUUAUCCCUCUUGAAGGACUCUAGGGUCACCCCGGAACCAAGCCAGCUUACGAUCACGCCAGCAGCAACCGCCAUCGACCACGAAAAUGGCGGAAGAUCCAGACCAAAAAGCAUAGCAAUCCAUGCAGCGGCCAGGACAUCAACCAUCUCCCUAACACUAUACCAACCACACGAGGACGAUUGGGUCAGGCAGAUAGAGCCAACUGAUGGCACCGGGGUCGACGAAAAAUGCCUGGCCAUCGAGCUUGAAGACGACAAGAUCCCAGUAAUUCCAGAGGAGCAGCCCAUCAGCACACCAGCACCUGAGGCCACCACCAACGCAGCAGCAGAUGCUCCUGCAGGACUCCUCACCAGCUCUAACCUCCGCGCUCUGGACACCAUCACCGCCGAUUCCUCCCCAAUGGCGCGUACUGCCGCCAAGAAUAAAGACCUACCCGAUCUCCCUCUGCCUGCGUACCCGCCCACCAGUGACGGCGGCUCAUCUACGUUAUCCGCAACGCACAGGCAACACCAACACCGCUUGAUCAAGCGCAAGGCCUCUACAAUCAAGAAGUCCCAUCACGGCUCCAUCGCCGCCUCCGGCCAUCACCUUCGCCACAACUCUGCGCACCACGCGCGCUCCCGCAGCUCCACCACCCUCUUCAUGAGCCUGGUCUCCCGCCGCAACACCGUCACCGACACCAAACCCCCCGCCACUGCAACUGCCAGCAACAGCAAUAACAAGAUCGACGAAGGCCACCCACCCGCCACCGAUCGCGCCCCCACCCUCCUCUCCCGCGUCCCCAGCAUGCUCCUUUCCCGCACCUCCACCCUCCGUACUGCCAUUCGCCCCAGCAGCCGCAGCCGCCGCUCCGCCCUCAACCCAUACUCCACCAAAGCCAAACCAAUCAAACCCGUCCCCCUCGCUACAAUCAACCGCCGUUGCCAGGCAUAUUCGAGCAACGACCCCGUCCAAGCGUACCUUCUCGCCCAAGAGCGCGUGGGCGCGUGGGUGGCGACCCAGGAAGGGCUGGUCGAGUGGUUCCGGAAGGAGGGGCGGUGGGAGGAAUACAUGCGGACGAAGAGGGAGGAGAAAGAGAGGAGGAAGAUGCGGGAGAUGGAAGAGGAGCAGGAGAGGAUGGCGUGUGCGAAAUGGCGGUUAAGGCGGUGGUUGAGCGAGGAUCAUGGUAGCCCGGAAGGAAGUAUAGUUAAAGCACGACAGGGAAGUGUAGAUGUUGAUGCCGAUUUGGUGGAUGGAAUGGUAGAGUGGCCGGAAGAGGGGAUCUGGGAUGGAUUUGUUAGUGGUAAGAAGAUAGAAGCGGAAGAAUAG
Messenger RNA from Lasiodiplodia theobromae, 1470 nucleotides. RefSeq lists its product as uncharacterized. Bases 1 to 1470 code for a protein of 489 amino acids. The record is from RefSeq and is a predicted model, not a curated record. The transcript has a single exon. NCBI's taxonomy places the organism in Eukaryota, Fungi, Ascomycota, Dothideomycetes, Botryosphaeriales, Botryosphaeriaceae.